Mizuhopecten yessoensis (Yesso scallop) is the source of this 1789-nucleotide messenger RNA. RefSeq names its product COMM domain-containing protein 10-like. The coding region runs from base 49 to 645 and encodes 198 amino acids. The record is from RefSeq and is a predicted model, not a curated record. The transcript is spliced from 8 exons. Lineage: Eukaryota; Metazoa; Mollusca; Bivalvia; Pectinida; Pectinidae.
AAUCACCAAAACGCUUAAAGAAAGAAAGAAAUAAGCAAAGACUCGAAGAUGGCGUUGCUUUUUACGGCGACACCGGCAAUCAAGAGAGCUGUUGCAUCAAUCAAUGCCCUGGAACCAUCCAAAUUUCCAUUACUGUUGACCAGAAUCACACAAAAGCUCCAUUUGAAGGAUGACAGAACAUUCAGCGAGGAAGAGGAGACAAAGUUACAGGAUGCCCUCGCACUCACAGCUGGUGACCUUGAACUUGUCCUCCAGACUCUGGAAUUUUUCUUGCAACAGGCCGCCUACCAUGCUGCCAAGCCAGCAGUAUUUACACAACAACUACAGCAGCUGGACAUGGACGAAGACAAGGUGAAGACAGUUGUGGAGGCUUGGACUAGCAGUGGGAGGGAGGUAGUCCAGAGACUAAGGCAGCGAACUCUCAACCCCAAACAACUGGAAGAUAUAAACUGGCGCCUCAGCCUCCAGAUGGCCCAGGCUACACAAGUCAAGAUGAAGAUGCCUAAUGCUAUGUUUGAACUAGCUGUCAAAAAUGAAAAUACUGAUACACGAGAGAAGAUAAGGAUGGAAUUCACUCACGAUGAACUUUAUAAAUUCUACAACCAGCUGGAGACGAUACAGAAACAGUUGGACAGUUUAAGUUGAUGACCCAUCAGUACAAGGAGAUUCCAAUAACUGCUGUGAUAGGGGGGGUUAAAGGUGGUCAAGUAUGUGUACCGAUCCAGGGGACAGCGUCAGACCAGUAUUGGACAGUGCAGUGUGUACUGACCAACAGAAAUAGGAUCAGGGCUGGACAUUGGGAUGACCAACAAAAUCAUCGACUGUAAGAGUUGUUCACUACACCAGAGACUUUCGGCGCCUCAUGAUCAUUUGUAUGGUUGUACAAUUGUAAAAGUUUAUAUGCCAAUUUACACAACUAUGUCCUGAGUAAAUCAAAGAAAUCCUGUAAAUAUUGGUAAAUAAGCUGAAGGGAAUCUCUCCUGAAAAAGUUUUUUACACCAUCAAAUCUGUUCUGGUUUUCUUGAUCAAAUAACUGUGGCCCACUCGUUCUGUCCACCUAAAUGGAAAGACCUGCUGUGAUGGUGGCCCCUACUGUUCCAGGAGAUUUCUUUAUCUACAGAAGAACUGACCUUACAGUAGUGACCCACCACUGGAUUUUUCAUUUUACCUACAUCAUCAUGAUCAUGACUCUAUCGACCUGAUAAAACAUUCAUGCUAUCAUAAACAAUCAGGACUUACCCACAUACCCCCGAUGUCUGAUGUCAUACAGAUUCUUCGUGUACAGAUGACCAACAUGUUAAUGUGCUUGAAUUCGUGAAAUAUUGAUGACGACAUAAUAAAUAAUGAAAUCUGGUGACAGACUGAGUGAUAGUAGUCAUAAGGUAUGGAGUUGGGACCAUUAAAUAUUGUGUUCUGAAGAUUAUCAGUCCCUUUUUUAUGUGACUAUAAUGUUUUUGUCUGUGAAUUAAUAAAUGUAUAACUUUAUAUGACAAUUAUACAGUUGUCAUGCAAGUGCCAAUCACAAUGUCUGAGUAGAGGAUAGUUAUUAUUAUAAAUAUUUGCUGUUUUUCUGACUUCUUGUUGCAGUCAGAGACAUUCUAAAGGGCUAUGAAAUUUUUCCAAUGACUAUUUAAACAUUUCAUUUAGUGUGUGAGGAAAUGUAUUCCAUAACUCAAAUCUGAUUUUGAGAAUUAUUAACAUCCCAAAGUGAAGAUGUUUCAUGAUAUUGGUGUCAAGUCUGAGUAUUUCAUGGACCAGAUAUAUACAGAUGUCUUUUUAUAAAAAAAAA